AUGGAGGACAGCUUAUCAGCUCCCCCGCCAAAGCAACCUUUGAACGCUGAGAACCUCUCGACAACCAUGACAAGCAUGUCCGGCCUCACGGAAUCCCAAGUAGCCUCGUUCAAUGAGAACGGCUACCUUGUGCUACCGGACUACCUCAGCCAAGCUGAGAUCGAGUCCCUCCUGACGGAAACAAACACUCUCCUCCGCGAUUUCUCGCUCGACACCCACCCACUCACCCAGUUCACGACCGGCGACGACGACCAAGCCGACCAUGUCGGCGACGAAUACUUCCUCACUUCCGGCGAUAAAAUACGCUUCUUCUUUGAGCAGGACGUCUUCACCAAAGACCCCGACCCGAUCACCGGCCGCCCCGCCCUCCUCAAGCCCAAAGAACUUGCCGUCAAUAAGAUCGGCCACUCCCUUCACACCCUCUCUCCGCCCUUCAAGGCUGUCUCGCUCAACGAGCGCAAUGCCGCCGUCGCAAAGUCCCUCGGAUUCAAGGACCCCCGCGUCCUGCAGAGCAUGGUGAUCUGCAAGCAACCCUCCAUUGGCGGUGCGGUACCUAACCACCGCGACUCGGAGUUCCUAUAUACGAAUCCGCCGUCAGCAGUCGGGUGGUGGUACGCACUCCAAGACGCGGGGCCUGGGAACGCCACGCUGGGUAUGUGGAAGGGGUCGCAUAAGGGUGCGAAGGGCGGGCAUAUCAAGCGCCGGUUUGUGAGGAAGACAGGUAUGCCGGGGACGGAGUUCGUGGAGAAUACGGGACCAGCGUUGCCCAAGGGCGCGGAUGAGGAGGAGGUCGGUCAGCCUCAGGAAGACGAGCUGGAGAUCUUGGAUAUCAAGGCUGGAUCGCUGGUGCUUAUCCAUGGCAAUGUGCUGCAUAAAAGUGAGAAAAACACUAGCCCACGGAGUCGGUAUGCGUAUACGUUCCAUGUUAUUGAGGGGGCAGAGGGGUGGGAAUAUGAUAGCAGGAAUUGGUUGCAGCCACCUGCGGGUGGGUUUUCGAAAUUGGAGAGUUAG
Molecule: messenger RNA, 1011 nt
Organism: Penicillium chermesinum
Lineage: Eukaryota; Fungi; Ascomycota; Eurotiomycetes; Eurotiales; Aspergillaceae
Product: phytanoyl-CoA dioxygenase family protein
Exons: 1
Coding region: 1-1011 (336 amino acids)
Source: RefSeq, a predicted model, not a curated record